Messenger RNA from Mucor velutinosus, 1566 nucleotides. RefSeq names its product MFS domain-containing protein. The transcript has 4 exons. Bases 1 to 1566 code for a protein of 521 amino acids. Gene Ontology annotation, molecular function: LPPG:FO 2-phospho-L-lactate transferase activity. The record is from RefSeq and is a predicted model, not a curated record. Lineage: Eukaryota; Fungi; Mucoromycota; Mucoromycetes; Mucorales; Mucoraceae.
AUGUCGGAUUCUUCAUUUGUCGUAUUUUCAGGAGGUUCUGCCUGUAAUUUUAUUUCUGCUGCAUUCCAGUCCAUCACACCCAGCGUCUGCUACAUUCUAGGUGUCUCUGAUAACGGUGGCUCUACUAGCGAACUGCUGCGAGUGCUGGGAGGACCUAGCAUUGGUGAUCUUCGUUCUCGUCUCACACGUUUGAUCAAUUCAGAUGGCCAUGAUUCUGAAGAACGAGUAGCUAUCAAAGAGCUCCUUAGUUACCGUCUCACAUCAGUGGGAGAUGAGCAUGUCAUUCGAGAUGAAUGGGCCAUGAUUGUGGAAGGGCGUCAUAGAUUGUGGGAGAGCAUUUCUAUAGAGAAAAAGGAAACGAUCAGAGGCUUUCUAGUCUUGUUCAACUUUGAAAUUUUAAAACGAGCUCACAAGCAUUUCAACUUUCGUAAUGGAUCUAUUGGCAAUUUCUUUUUAACAGGUGCUAGAUUAUUCUUUGGCUCAUUGGAAGCAGCCAUCUUUUUGUUCUCAUCCAUCACUGCUAUCCGUGAACCCACCUAUGUCCUGCCUGUCAUCAAUACCAAUCACACAGCAGCUAUUGCAGCUCUCUUGGAAGAUGGACAGACCCUGCGUGGCCAAUGUGAAAUCAGUCAUCCAGGACAGAACCAAAGUUGCAUCAAAUCCAUGAACCCCAUUGACGCAUUCUCCAAACUGGCCCUACCUAAUUCGCCUCAGCUAGACGACGAUCAAGUGAAUGGGAACCUAGUGUUUAGCAAAUCAACAGAGGAGAAACUCUCUGCUGCAAUUGCCAGAAUCUACUACAUGAACGAAUACGGCCAAGAAAUCUAUCCUCUUCCCAAUCCCAAAAUCUUGGAUCAUUUGACUAAACGCACUGAUCUCGUCUACUCAAUCGGCUCACUGUACACGUCCAUACUGCCAUGCUUGAUUCUUCGGAAGGUGGGUCAUGCCAUUGCUCACUCACCUUCCUUGCGACACAAAAUCCUCAUCCUCAAUGGCACGACUGAUCGCGAAACAGAUGGUUACACGGCCCUUGAUUUUAUAGGCACAAUCACCAAUGCACUGAAUGAGAGUCAGUUGAUUGAUGCUCGCAGAAAGUACUACGACACAUAUGCUGAGGAGGACCCCAUGGCUGGCAGUCUACGUCAACAUGGCCAUUCGCAAAAUAACUUUUAUCGCAGACCUGUAGAUCAUGGAUUUAGACAUUGGCCACCACCUGGCAUUGGUAAAUUGCAGACAUCCUCCUCCAGCUCGACAGCCAGCGGUCAGCAAGAAGGCUAUCCUGCUAAUGGAGCCUAUACCAAUGCUCCCUGCACCUCAGCACCAUUUCCGCCAGAGCUAGUUCCCAAUAGACCUCCCUCAACGUACAUUACACAUAUGAUCUACCUGUCCAAUUCCUUGGUGCAUGUCGAUGUGAAGGCUGUCGAGGCCUUGGGUAUCACUUGCGUUGUUGCCGAUCCUGAUCCGACCAGCACAGAACCAAGAUACAACUCUGCUACACUCCAGACAGUGCUUGAAUCAAUUACAAAUAAAGUAGAGCCGCACCCAACCAAUGCUCCUUUGCUCUAA